This is a messenger RNA of Grammomys surdaster, 3154 nucleotides long. RefSeq names its product zinc finger protein 697 (gene Znf697). The coding region runs from base 1 to 1704 and encodes 567 amino acids. Lineage: Eukaryota; Metazoa; Chordata; Mammalia; Rodentia; Muridae. Gene Ontology annotation, molecular function: DNA-binding transcription repressor activity, RNA polymerase II-specific. The record is from RefSeq and is a predicted model, not a curated record. Gene Ontology annotation, biological process: negative regulation of transcription by RNA polymerase II. The transcript has 2 exons.
AUGGAACAGGAAGAUAAUCAGGGUGUGUGUGAAGACCAGACUUCUGAAGACAGAGGCAUGGGUUCGGACUUUGAGAACUCUGAGGACCAGGACAGAGAAGGGGACCCAGAAGAAAGAGGAGUGGGCUCUAAUCCACAGGGCACAGAAGAGAGGGGCCACCUGGAGCAAGAGGUGGACUCCAACCCACCGGGCGAUGACCUAAGAGGGAACUCACAAGAGAGGGACGUAGUGUCCACUGUCUGUUCAGAGGGGCUGCUGAGUGAGGAAGAAGGGGCUAUCCUCCGUGAGGAAGAGGACGACCAGCCUGGUGUGGCUGACAUGGCGCUGUUCCCAGGACUGUCAGAAUCUGACAGCAUAUCCCGGAGUCCCCGAGGAGAGGAGGACGAGGAGGAGGAGGAAGACGAAGAGGAGGAAAGCGCUGGGGAGAACCACUUGAUAGCCGAGGAAGAGCCAUUGCCUACUCCAAUGCUUCCCUGGAGGCGUCACCUCUCCCUGGGCGGUCGACACCGGGGUGACAAGCCUGCUCGUCGCCAUUUCCACCGGCUCCAUCACCCCAUGGCCGUGGACCUCGGGGAACUCGACAGCUUGAUGGCCAGCAUCAUGGACGCGCCUACCAUCUGUCCGGACUGCGGGGAGAGCUUUAGCCCGGGCGCCGCAUUCCUGCAGCACCAGCGCAUUCACCGCCUGGCGGAGGCCGCGGCCGUGGCCAGCCUGGAGCCCUUCGGUUUGGCUGGAGAGUGCGGAGAGGUGGUGGGGAUGAUGGGCGUGGGCAUGGGCGUGACCGGCGGCUUCGGGGCGGGGCCCACGCUGGCCCGGCCCCCUCGCGAGAAGCCCUUCCGCUGCGGGGAGUGCGGCAAAGGCUUCAGCCGCAACACCUACCUGACUAACCACCUGCGGCUGCACACGGGCGAGCGGCCCAACUUGUGCGCCGACUGCGGCAAGAGCUUCAGCUGGCGCGCCGACCUGCUCAAGCACCGGCGCCUGCACACGGGCGAGAAGCCCUACCCGUGCCCGGAGUGCGGCGAAGCCUUCAGCCUCAGCUCGCACUUGCUCAGCCACCGGCGUGCGCACGCGGCGGCGGGCGGCGCGGGCUCCGCGGCGGCGGCGGCGGCGCUGCGGCCCUUCGCGUGCGGGGAGUGCGGCAAGGGUUUCGUGCGCCGCUCGCAUCUGGCCAACCACCAGCGCAUCCACACCGGCGAGAAGCCGCAUGGCUGCGGCGAGUGCGGCAAGCGCUUCAGCUGGCGCUCGGACCUGGUGAAGCACCAGCGCGUGCACACGGGCGAGAAGCCUUACAUGUGCUCCGAGUGCGGCGAGACCUUCAGCGUGAGCUCGCACCUCUUCACGCACAAGCGCACGCACUCGGGCGAGCGGCCCUACGUGUGCCGCGAGUGCGGCAAGGGCUUCGGCCGCAACUCGCACCUCGUCAACCACCUGCGCGUGCACACCGGCGAGAAGCCCUUCGGCUGCAGCCAGUGCGAGAAGCGCUUCAGCGACUUCUCCACGCUCACGCAGCACCAGCGCACGCACACCGGCGAGAAGCCCUACACAUGCUUCGAGUGCGGCAAGAGCUUCAUCCAGAGCUCCCACCUCAUCCGCCACCGGCGCAUCCACACCGGCAACAAGCCUCACAAGUGCGCGGGCUGCGGCAAGGGCUUCCGCUACAAGACGCACCUUGCGCAGCACCAGAAGUUGCACUUGUGCUAGGGCGGGGAUCCGAUCUGGCUACUGAUCUGUAGAUGUUGGGGGAAGGGGCAGGAGGGACAGCCUGAGAGUGUCUGAGGAAGCCUUUUUGUGUUUGGCACCCCCCCCCCCAGGGGACGGUUAAUGAGUUGUUAUUUCGAGGUGCCUACCUCCACUAUCGAAGUAACUCUUAGAAGAUGUGCUUGACUUGGUAGUUUACUUAAAUACACCCUGCAAAGAGUGUGGACCUUGGAUGAGCAGACGUUUGAAGGAACCCGAGGAAAGGUGUUUGGGGCUAUGUAGAGAGGGUUGGGCUGCCGCGUUUGUGAGAACCAGGAUGGGUAGCGUAAGCCUAUGUUUGGCUAUGGUAGGGUAAGCCUGUGUUUGCCCUGACACCUCUCACAUCAGCUCUAGUACGACCCUUCUCAUCCGUAUAGAAGAGGUUAUUUAGUAUCCACUUCCCUUUCUAUGGGCCCCAGCUGCUAUUUUGAGACUUCCAGGGGAAAUUGAACAGAAAAACUGCACACUUACUUCAAAGGGCAAACUUUGAGUUUAGAAAUUCACAUAAAUUGAUUCUCAGAUCUUAGGAAGCCCUGCACCUGUUUCUUCGCUAAUUCUUGAAACUAUUCAAGCUUCAUGGUCAGGGGUACCUAGGAACGGCACCCCAACCGCUAGUAAGUCAGGACCUGCCUGCCAGGUCUCAGUUCAACUUGGAGGGUAGGUUUCAAAAGAAAGGUAGACUGUCAACAGUUGCCUCAGAAACCUGUUCACAAAAGUCAACCAGCUAGCUCAAGUUUUGUUGGCCUGAGUUCACAGGAUGGGGUGCCUUGAUUUGCGUGUGUGUGCCCUGACCCCAGGAACCCCAACUUAUGCACAAAUUAAUGAGAUUUGACUCAAACAGGAGUUUCUGUCCUGUCCAUCCCCUGCCCCCCCUACCCCCCCUUUGAUAAGAGACACGGAUGUACACGUGGAGGGCACAGUCAGGGAGAGGUGGAAACGCAAAAUUGCCAAAUAGCACAAACAGUGAAUGUUUUCUAGUUAUACAAGAUGCCAAAAUAGCACUUUUGUACUUAACAGAGUGCUUUAUGCUUUUUAAUGACUGUUAGUGUUUCUCACAUGCUUGUGAGAUAAAUCAGUAUUGCAAACUGUGAUUUGGGAAAAGUCUAGGGUAGGAGUGUGGCAAGCCUUUCAAAGAAAGGCCGAGAACCGUGAAUGGCCGAGCCUGACCUUUUGUGUUCUCAAGCUCAGUUCCUAAGAUGACUUACGUGCUCUGAUUUAUAUAAUAAAGCAAGAAGACUGAGCAUUCUUACACUUGAUGGAAAAAUUAAAGCCUAGAAGGACCAAAGAUGUCCUUAUUGACAAAGCUGGCCUUUGUCACCUGAUUCCAGUGUUCUCACUGUCUUCUAUUUCUAGUAGGGAGCUGUAGUCAAAUGACUUGUAUAGAUUUUGGUUACCUACCCUGAAAACCCCUCCC